This is a messenger RNA of Drosophila ananassae, 5126 nucleotides long. RefSeq names its product cytokine receptor (gene dome). NCBI's taxonomy places the organism in Eukaryota, Metazoa, Arthropoda, Insecta, Diptera, Drosophilidae. Gene Ontology annotation, molecular function: protein binding; cytokine receptor activity. The record is from RefSeq and is a predicted model, not a curated record. The coding region runs from base 519 to 4514 and encodes 1331 amino acids. The transcript is spliced from 3 exons. Gene Ontology annotation, cellular component: membrane.
UUUAGUGUGGCCAGGCCGAUAUCGCUUGUCGUGUAUCAGCCGUGUCGUGUCGUGUGUAUCGAGUUCCGAUAAGUCGCAUCCACGGCAAGACAGAAACGAAACGAAACAUAAAUCCGAAGACACCAACGCGAGCGGGGAGGGUUGAGCGAUCGCCGUCUUCGCCACUCAGGUCAGGAUUAGGAUUCUGCAGGAGGAAAUAACAAGUGAAAUUACACCUGAAGGCCAUCUACGGCCCCACUGGGAGCAGUGAGACGAACCACCAGAACACACCUUGGCAGCGCGAUGCGUUAGAGUUGCUUCCAGGAACCAGUGUAUAAACGGUUUCCGAGAACUGCCACUAACACAGAAGCAACAGCCAGCCAGCCAGCCAGCUAGCAGCAAGGUGUGCGUGUUGUGUGUCGUGUAAUAAAGAGUGCGAGUGCGAGUGGGAGAGAGAGAGAGAGAGAGUGCCCACAUCAAAAUAAAGUGCCACUGGGAAGCGGGCUAAGAGGGCAGCUAAGAAACCCAGUGGAGUAGCCAUGGGACCGCGGGUCCUUGAGCUGGUUGUCGCGCUUCUGCCGCUGCUCCUGCUCCACGACGUCCUGGCCAAUGCCGAGCCCGGCUGGCUGGAGCCCGUCAAGGUGGAGCAGCUCAUCGGCUCGGACUUCAACAUCAGCUGCACCAUCAACCAGACGUACCUGCGGGAGAUGAACAUCUCCAGCGAGCAGUGCUCCGUGAAGAUGCUAUUUUUUGAGUCCAAGUCGAUCAAGUACCGCAACAUACCGGACAUCCGGCAGCUGAACGACACGACCAUCCUGUUCAGCGCUCGGAACGCGUCCGAGCAGGACCAGGACUACUCGUGCAUGUGCGGGGAUUAUGUGAUCAACACCUCGAAAGUGUACGUGGGCACACGGCCCAUGCCGAUCAAAGACUUUGGCUGCAUCGCCUACGACUUCGAGUAUAUGGUGUGCAACUUCACGGAGCCCCACAACCGGAUAAUCACCAAGUACAAUGUCACGUUCACCACCGAGAAGGAGGCCCACUACAUCUAUCCGGUGGAGUGCAACUUCGACGCCGCCCCGGUGGUCACCUGCAACAUCACCAACGAGCUGUACAAGCGCUUCAACGAGUUCUACUACUUCCGACUCCACAUGUUCAACGCCCUCGGCCAGGUCGAGCAGGAGAUCACGGUGAAUCACUACGAACGCUCGGUGCCGGCCCGCCCCGGCCAGAACAUAUCGAAGGUCAAUGUCACCGAGAGCUCCAUCUGCCUGUCGUGGGACAUGCCCCGGCGCACCACCUACGACCGUGGCCUGGCCUGGCUGGUGUACGUCGCCCCCCAAAACUUCAGUCCGCUGCAGCGCGACUAUUGGCGCAACAACAGCUCCACGAUCAAGGACUUUCUCUGUCUGACGGAGCUGCCCUUCGCCGGCUACAACUACACGCUGCACCUGCAGGUGCGCAUCAAUCUCGAGAACACCAUGUGGAGUGAGCCGCUCGUCUAUGAGUUCGCCACAGCCCCGGCACGUCCGCGUCGUCCGCCGCGCGUCACCUACGGCAGCUUCUACGUCUACUCCUCGGAGACGAAUCUGAGCUUCUUCUGGGAGCCGCUGGAGCCCCAGGAGCUGAACGGCCCGGACUUUCGAUAUGUCAUAAGCGAGUUUCGCGUCAAUGGGAGUCUAAUGGACCCCAACCUCAUCCAGGUGUUCUCGAACUCGGCCCUGAUCGAAGGAUGGAAACAGAACGCCCACUACGAGAUCCUCAUCCGCAGCAGCAACAGCAUGGGCGUCUCGGUGAACGCCACCCGGAUGUCGAUAGGACCAAUUAGCGCCGAGGAUUUCCGCGUCCGUGUGCCCAAGAAUAUCCGGAGCGUGUACCACUCGAGCAACAACAGCUACACGCUGAGCUGGGAGCCGCCAGAGGACCUCUACGACCUCACCAACUACACCGUCUUCUGGUGCGUCCCGAAGCCGGGCCUGCUGUCCGAGUGUGAGGGAUCCAUACGGUUCGCGGAGGUCGCCUACGGCCAGCAGCUCUUCACCACGGCCAAGAACCAGCUGCCCACGCUCCACAUGGCCGUCUCGGCCAACUACCGGACGCACAACACGGGCCUCCGCUGGCUGAUCUGCAGCAGCGACAAGAAGGACGACCUCGUCAAAAUGGAGCCCUCGAUCGAUGCGGCCAGCAAUUCGUCCCUGACCGUCAAGUGGAGCACCGAGCGCGUCUGCCCGGUGAUCCUGGCGGGCUACAACCUCACCUACUGCCAGCGCUCCACUGGCCGGCCGGACAACUGCACCACCGAGGUGAUCCACGACCGCGACGCCCGCCAGCACGUGAUCCGCGACCUUGUUCCCUACACCGACUACAGCGUGAAGAUGCUCAUGUUCUCGGAGUCGCGGGCCAGCAAGUACAGCGACGAGCUGGUGAACAGAACCGGAGAGGCUGCUCCCAGCCAGCCGCGGGAGCUGCAUGUUCUGCGCGUCGACAGCUCCAGUGUGCGACUGGCGUGGAAGCCGCCGCUUCGGGCCAACGGCGUGGUGCGUACCUACGAGGGCACCUUCCGCUCCCUCGAGUCGGACUACAGCAUCGUCGAAGACUUCCGGGUGGCGGCUUCGGCCGGCGAGCUGGUCGAGAAGGAGAAGUUCAUCGCCUUCACGCUGGCCAACCUGACGGCCUUCACCCGGUACGAGGUGACCGUGCGGGCCAAGACCCUGUAUCCCUCAGAGCCCAGUAAUCUUGUGGAGUUCGUCACGGCCAUAGGAGUUCCAUCGCCGCCAUCGUUAUUUGUGACCAACAACAAGGAUCAGACAUCGCGCCUGGACUGGAGUCGGCCCAGGAUACCUGCCGGCCGCAUCGACUACUACGAGAUCUCGGUGCGGGACAACAACGAGAGCUGCCUGACGAGCCUCAUCCUGUCGGGCAAGAACCGGUCCUAUGUGAUGCCCACGCCGCGCUGCACCAGCCACAAUCCCUUCCAGCUGGCGGUGCGCGCCAUCAAUGUCGAGCAGCUGCCGCCCCAGCUGCAGCAGCAACUGGAGGCGGGACUGGAAGCCACGACCCUGAUGACUGGACUGUCGCUACAGAGCUCCCAGAGCUGCGACCCGCGAACGGACGCGCUGGGCGAGGAGGAGCAGGACCGGUUCAGGGAGUACGGCGCAAAUGCGAGUGCCUACCAACUGCACAGGUCGGAGUGGGGCACCUACGGCUUCAUUUGCACCCCCGACACCCACAGCCUGAAGGCCAUGUACCAGACCAUCGAGGUGUGCGUGGCCAUCCUGGUGCUGGGCGUCAUCUUCUAUCUGGUGUACAAGAAGUACCGCAAGAUGUCGGAUAUCGGCUUGGUGCUGCCACCGGGCAUAAUGGAGACGCUGAAGAAGAACGAGAUGGGCGGACUGGGCCAGGGCAUGACCCCGGACCUAUCCAGCGGGGGCAUCGUCUGCACCAUGGUGGGUGACUCGCCGCAGUACACGUCCCAGGAUCUGCCCCACGACUUUGGCAGCUGCGGCAGCGAAAGCUCGAAGCUGCUCCGACGCACAGGCUCCUCUUCGGGCGGCGGUGGCUGCGCAGAUCGCGAAAUCUACGUCGACCAUCCGGAAUCGGGACCGAUAAGCGGCACAGCUCCGCCGGCGAGCUACGUUGCAAUGCGCCAUGGUCUCCUCAUGCAGGAGCGGGAAAGGGAGCAGGAGCGCGAACGAGAGCGAGAGAGGGAGCAGGAGCGGGCGCGCGAACUGCAACAGCAGCAGGGCGAGGAGGACACGGAGAAGCAGGGCCGGGAGCAGGGCGGCGGUGGCAACGGAUAUAUAAAGCCCACGCAGAUGAAGAACUGGGCGGGCAACGGACACUUUCCCGCCAACCCGAUGCCGAUGCCCAUGCCCAUGGCUCCGCCCCGUGUCCCCAUCAGCGGCUACGUACCUGUGCCCAUCGUGCAAUCACGGCCCAGCCCAGCUCUGGCCCCGAUGCCGUCCGCAGCCCUUGCCCCCGCCUCUGGCCCUGGCCCUGGCCCUGGCUCAGUCCCAGCUCCGGCUCCAGUCUCCGGCACAGCCCUGAAUCUGGCGCCUGCCCCGGCACUGUCCACCGCCGCAGCUACUGCCACUGCUGCGUCCACAUUCUUUCCACCGGCCCACCUGCUAACGGACAACUACGUGCAGGCCUCGGAUCUGCAUAAACUGAAGCCGCUCGCCACAGCUUCGGCAGCCGGAGGAGCCGGCACUGGACCGGCAACAGUUGCAGGCUCCCUGCCACCGAUGGCGCCAAUCCGCCAACUGCCGCCUGCGACGCCUGCCGGGCCGCCCAAGCUGGCCGCUGACAUCGGCUACACCACCAUGGAGCAGCUGCAGCUGACGGGGCUGAUGAAGCCGCCGUUGCCCCACGCGAUGGGCUCGCCGUCGCAUCCCGCCGGCAUCGGCGAAGCGGCAGUGGGUAAUCCGGGCAAUCCGGGCUCCAUGCCGCAACACUCUCGCCUCCAGCCGCAGAUCAACGGCUAUGUGACGCCCCAGGACCUGAACGCCCUGGCGCACAACAGGCACGUCCUCUAAGUUCACAGAGCAUCCCCCCCUCAUCGCAGCACGUGCGACAUCCUGAUGUCCUGGCCACCUACGUCGCGUCCAUCCACACCGCAUCCUCUCAUCCACACAUCUGCAUCUGCAUCUGAACACUUACUCUAAGCCGCGCCAUCGGAUCAUCCGCAUCCGCAUCCACAUUCUUAACUGUAUCUGUAUCUGUAUCUGAAUCCGUAUCCGAACCCGUAUCCAAGGCGGGCACAUGUCGGGCAGCUGUUGUUUAGUAAUUAGUUGCGAAUCACAUCGGGCGAAUGCACAAACACUGUUCGUCCAUAAUUUAUUUUGUAUUUCGCGAGGCGUGCGUUGGAGGCGCCCAGGCGCCCAGGCACCCGCACGAUACCCGUGACCCGUGACCCUUAAGCCCAUGACCCAUGAGGCACAAGGCACACCAGAAAAAAAGAAAGUAUUUGUAAAGCUGUAGUAUUUUUUUAUAUAUUCUUAUUUGUACACUUAACAACUGAACUAUCCGCGUGUCAAGGAAACAACAAAAUGAAAAGGUCGAGCUUAUUAUAUUAUGGAUUAAAGUAAUUUUAAUAAUAAUGAUAUCCUAUGUAGAUCAUACACAGACGUUGUAUGUAUAAUUUUAAA